Naumovozyma castellii is the source of this 1089-nucleotide messenger RNA. It is a transcript of the gene GLE2, whose product is annotated as RNA export factor GLE2. The record is from RefSeq and is a predicted model, not a curated record. The transcript has a single exon. Bases 1 to 1089 code for a protein of 362 amino acids. Lineage: Eukaryota; Fungi; Ascomycota; Saccharomycetes; Saccharomycetales; Saccharomycetaceae.
AUGGCUUUUUUUUCUACAUCAAAUAGUAACCAAGGUACAUCUUCGACAGCAGCUACGGAAGCUGAUUUAGCCAAUGAUAUUGUGCUUAACAAUCCAGCAGAAGAUUCCAUUUCAGAUAUAGCAUUCAGUCCCCAACAAGAUUUUAUAUUCAGUGUGAGUUCAUGGGAUGGGAAAGUCCGAAUCUGGGAUGUUCAAGGAGGUGUAGCUCAAGGCAGAAGUCAAUAUGAGCAUGCAGGUCCAGUAUUAUCAACUAGAUGGUCUAACGAUGGUUCUAAAGUGGCAUCUGGGGGCUGUGAUAAUAUUGUAAAACUAUUCGAUGUCGCCAGUGGACAAUCACAACAAAUUGGUAUGCACGAUGCCCCUGUAAAGGCUGUAAGAUUUGUCAAUUGUGGUCCGUCAAACACCGAAUGUUUAGUGACAGGUUCUUGGGAUAAAUCCAUCAAAUACUGGGAUAUGAGACAACCUCAGGCUAUUUCUACUGUCAUCAUGCCAGAUCGUGUAUAUACAAUGGACAGUAAACAACAGUUACUUGUUGUGGGAACUGCGGAAAGACACAUUGCAAUAAUAAAUCUUAACAAUCCAGGUUCCAUAUUUAAAACCACACUCUCUCCAUUAAAGUGGCAAACAAGAGUUGUUUCAUGCUAUAAUGAAGGUGAUGGAUAUGCCAUUGGUUCAAUAGAAGGAAGAUGUGCUAUAAGGUAUGUAGAUGAUGAAAUGCAAAAGAAAUCUGGAUUUUCAUUCAAAUGUCAUCGUCAGAAUAAUCCCAACAGAACAGCAGGCUCACAACAAUCUUUGGUCUACCCUGUAAACAGUAUUGCCUUUCAUCCUAUUUAUGGGACCUUCGCUACAGCAGGUGGGGACGGGUGUUUCCAUUUUUGGGAUAAGAACCAUAGACAUAGAUUGAAGGCAUUUCCUUCACUACGAUCCUCAAUACCGGUGGUAAAUUUUAAUAGAAAUGGUUCCGUGUUUGCAUAUGCAUUGAGUUAUGAUUGGCACGAAGGACACAUGGGAAACAGACCAGACUACGCCAACGUUAUAAGACUACAUCCCACCAGAGAUGAUGAGGUAAAAGAAAAGAAGAAAAGAUAG